Messenger RNA from Staurois parvus, 365 nucleotides. Lineage: Eukaryota; Metazoa; Chordata; Amphibia; Anura; Ranidae. The record is from the annotation of a GenBank genome assembly.
GGUGCCCGCAGUUCCGACCAGUUGACUCGGUGCCCGCAGUUCUUGCCAGACGACUCGGUGCCCGCAUCUACCCCUGGGGGCCCGAGACCUGUCGCUCCAAUCUGGGGGUCCGCGCCAGUUCCGCCGCUCCGACCUGAGGGCCCGCAGACCUGUGCCGACUGGGGGUCGGCGCCCGCCGCGCUCCGCCUGGGGGCCCGAGCCCCUGUAGCUCCGCCUGGGGGCCCGGCGCCCGCCGCCCCGCCUGGGGGCCCGAUGCCCUGUCGCCCCGCCUGGGGGGCCCGAUGCCCGUCGCCCCGCCUGGGGGCCCGAGGCCUGUCGCUCCAUCUGGGGGUCCGGCGCCCGCGCUCCGCCUGAGGGCCCGAGAC